Molecule: messenger RNA, 1240 nt
Organism: Gloeophyllum trabeum ATCC 11539
Lineage: Eukaryota; Fungi; Basidiomycota; Agaricomycetes; Gloeophyllales; Gloeophyllaceae
Product: LIM-domain-containing protein
Exons: 7
Coding region: 1-1011 (336 amino acids)
Biological process (GO): actin cytoskeleton organization
Cellular component (GO): cytoplasm
Source: RefSeq, a predicted model, not a curated record
AUGCACCCUUUUGGAGGCACACCCCGCUGCCCGCGAUGCAGCAAAGCGGUCUACGCGGCGGAGCAGGUCAUGGGUCCGGGGCGAAAGCUUUACCAUAAACCUUGCCUGACCUGCGCAAUAUGUAAUAAGCGGCUAGAUUCAUUGAGUCUUCUCGAGCACGAUGAAGAGAACUGCCAUUCAAAGACUUUCGGGACUCGUGACCUCCGGCAAGCCAAUCUGCCCCACCGCGAUGACCCAGUGCCAUCUCCUACACGGCGCUCAUUCUCGCCGCCACCUCUGUCCCCGACGAGGACGAACACAGGCAACUCGCUUUCUCCCUCGCUCAUCACUAGUCAUGUCACUGGGAGCAGCAAUCUUUCUUACCAAGAAAGAAUUGGGCGGAAGAACACUUCCUCCCCGCCGCCCAUGUUCAAGCCCACGCGAAGCUUAAGCCCUACAUCCCCCACAUUCUCGUCCUUCUCCGCUCGGUCACUGGGUCGCCAGGACGCCGGUGAGGCAGCUGAGAACGGGAACGGCGACGAAGCGCUGGACACUAUUUCUGAAGAGCCGCGGGCUGGGAAUAGGAACGGAGAUGCGGCGCGGAGUGCGAACACGCCUCUGAAUCCCUCUUUCACCGGUCGAGGCGGGCCGGGGAAUCCUACAAAGUAUGCGAGCACUCUGGGACGGUCGAAUUCGUCAUUCAGCGCCUCUCUACCAUCCCUUGUACCCACUAUGACUGGGACUAGAUACGGCGCUGCGUUGGGCGGCGGGACAUCGUCGCCAUCGAAACAGUGGGGUGGGGGAACACCGGUUUGUCCGAAGUGCGGGAAGAGCGUCUAUUUUGCCGAACAGGUCAAGGCUGUAGGCAAGACGUAUCACCGAGCGUGUCUGCGGUGCACGGGGUGCGGCACUUCGCUGGACUCCACUAGAUUGACCGAGAAGGAAGGAGUACCGUACUGUCAUCGAUGCUACAGCAAGUUAUACGGACCGGCUGGAAGUGGGUAUGCCCUGCUUGGCAAAGCCGGCGGAUAAGGCGUCAUUUGUCACAUCACCUGAGUUGAUUCGGUUAACCUAUACGACUAUACCCAUCUUGUAAUCUUGGAGCUCGAAGACAUCGUGCCAGAGGGCAGCGAUGCACGCCUACGUUGUGAAUGUAUCGUUAUGUGAUUUUCAUGGACGACUUCUCCUGACUUUAUCCUUCCCCUGACUGAGAAAAACUGUAUAUCCGCAUCACUGAAAAUAUUCAAACAUAUCUCAGUUU